AUGAAGGAGGUGGUGUGGCUGCUACCGUCGCCAGGUGUGGAUGGCGGUGGUGCCAUUGAGAAGCAGCAGCAGCAACUGGUGCAUUGCCAGGAGUGCAGCUUCAUCAGAUUGGGACCUGUGGCCUGCUGUUCCAACAGCUGCUCCACCUGCUGCUUACAUGGUGCCAAGUGCCACAUGUGCAGCAAAGUGUUGUUGUCGCCACUGGUCUUCUCACUGAACCCGCAGCAGGUGACAGCUGCUGUGCCCUUAGUGCAGGGAGUGCAGCCCGGCUUCCACGACGGUACACCGCUACUACAGCUGGCCACACAUGACCACACCUGCGAGCACCACUUGCUGCACUGCCUCGUUCAGCCAGGCACGUGUUCAUGGCACGGCAAGCAUGCCGACCUGGAGGCGCACACCCAGGCCAAACACCCACAACACUUCGUGCGCUUCCCCAGCACCGUGGGCAACAGUGUCUCGUGGCGCAUCUCUAAGAAUGGCUGCUGCAUCGACCUGGUGCGCCAUCUUGUUGUGGCCUUAGGUGAGAUGUUCGUCUACCAAAAGCAGUUCAGUUACCAGGAGCGUCAGCUGUUCAUUGCCAUUCAGCUGGUGGGCCCUCCUGAACGUAGCAGGCUCUACCGGUACAAGUUCAGGCUCACCCGCAAUGAGGGUGCCCACUCUGUGACUUUCGAGCAUGCUGUCCAUUCACAGAAUGAGAACCUGCAGCGAACAUUCGGCCUCGGUGACUGCAUCAAAGUGCCCUAUGAUACUAUCUCUCAGUUCUGCCAUGGCGAGAGGGUGCUCAUACUGUGUAAGCUUGAGCCUCCGUAUGAGCCAAAUGUUGAAACCACACAUUUGUAG
Messenger RNA from Schistocerca piceifrons (Central American locust), 843 nucleotides. Its product is annotated as E3 ubiquitin-protein ligase SIAH1A-like. The record is from RefSeq and is a predicted model, not a curated record. The transcript has a single exon. Gene Ontology annotation, biological process: multicellular organism development; ubiquitin-dependent protein catabolic process. Bases 1 to 843 code for a protein of 280 amino acids. Gene Ontology annotation, molecular function: protein binding. NCBI's taxonomy places the organism in Eukaryota, Metazoa, Arthropoda, Insecta, Orthoptera, Acrididae. Gene Ontology annotation, cellular component: cytoplasm.